GUUUGUUGUGAUUCGAACAACGUGAUAUAUCUUUCGGCUUUUCGCAAUCAGGAAAUAUAGGAAGACAACAUGAAAGUUACAAAACAUAAGAAAAUUCGAAAGUAUAUGAGUUUCUACAUGAACAACUUUGGAUUUCGUGAACCACUGCUCAUACUGAUCGAUGGAAGUUUCUGCUAUGCUGCUUACAAGAUUCAUCUCCAAAUCGAAGAACAGCUCAAAAAGUAUUUCCAGUCUGAGAUGAAACUAAUCGUCACGGCAUGCAUCAUUACGGAAACGGAUAAUCUGGGGUCGAAAUUUAUUGGCACCACCCAGCUGCUUAAGCGAUUUCUGGUACACAAGUGUGGCCACGAAAAGCGUCCCAUCAGUGGUUCAGCGUGCAUCAAGGCGAUGACAAAAACGUCCCACUACAUCGUCGCCACGCAGGACCGAGUGCUACAGGAAUGGAUCCGGUCGAAGCCUGGCAUCCCACUGUUCUACCUGCACAACAGUUCCGUGCCCACGUUGGCGCAACCGUCGGAAGCACACCGUAACGCAGCUACGAAAUUGCAGAAGGGUAGGAUGGAGGUACGUUCGUUGGACCAGAGCACACUUACCACCCUGAAGGAGAAGGAAGGUAUCGCUCUACCAGAUGGAACCGUCAAGAAGAAGAAGAAAAAACCAAAAAAUCCAAAUCCCCUGUCGUGCAAAAAGCCGAAACGAAAGACGCAAGAAUCGAAUGGGAAUCCGAAACCGCCCGCUAAUCCAUUGGGGGUUACGGAUGGUGGUGUGGUGAAGAAAAAGAGUAGGAAACGCAUCAAACUACCGAAACACGUUGUGGAACAUUUGAAAGUAGCGAAUGGACACCAACAGAAAUCAAAUGUAAGCUAACAUGUUAUU
Messenger RNA from Anopheles coustani, 876 nucleotides. RefSeq names its product rRNA-processing protein UTP23 homolog. The transcript has 2 exons. Gene Ontology annotation, molecular function: small ribosomal subunit rRNA binding. The record is from RefSeq and is a predicted model, not a curated record. Gene Ontology annotation, cellular component: nucleolus; small-subunit processome. Bases 70 to 867 code for a protein of 265 amino acids. Lineage: Eukaryota; Metazoa; Arthropoda; Insecta; Diptera; Culicidae.